Saccharomyces mikatae IFO 1815 is the source of this 351-nucleotide messenger RNA. RefSeq names its product 60S ribosomal protein uL15 (gene RPL28). Gene Ontology annotation, biological process: translation. The record is from RefSeq and is a predicted model, not a curated record. Bases 1 to 351 code for a protein of 116 amino acids. NCBI's taxonomy places the organism in Eukaryota, Fungi, Ascomycota, Saccharomycetes, Saccharomycetales, Saccharomycetaceae. Gene Ontology annotation, molecular function: structural constituent of ribosome. Gene Ontology annotation, cellular component: ribosome; cytosolic large ribosomal subunit. The transcript has a single exon.
AUGGCCGGUGGUCAACAUCACCACAGAAUUAACAUGGAUAAGUACCAUCCAGGUUAUUUCGGUAAGGUUGGUAUGAGAUACUUCCACAAGCAACAAGCUCAUUUCUGGAAGCCAGUUUUGAACUUGGACAAAUUGUGGACCUUGAUCCCAGAAGACAAAAGAGACCAAUACUUGAAGUCUGCUUCUAAGGAAACUGCUCCAGUUAUUGACACCUUGGCUGCCGGUUACGGUAAGAUCUUGGGUAAGGGUAGAAUUCCAAACGUACCAGUUAUCGUCAAGGCUAGAUUCGUCUCCAAGUUAGCCGAAGAAAAGAUCAGAGCUGCUGGUGGUGUUGUUGAAUUGAUCGCUUAA